Chelonus insularis is the source of this 6612-nucleotide messenger RNA. RefSeq names its product slowpoke 2 (gene SLO2). The coding region runs from base 1890 to 6401 and encodes 1503 amino acids. Gene Ontology annotation, molecular function: intracellular sodium-activated potassium channel activity; outward rectifier potassium channel activity. Gene Ontology annotation, biological process: potassium ion transmembrane transport. NCBI's taxonomy places the organism in Eukaryota, Metazoa, Arthropoda, Insecta, Hymenoptera, Braconidae. The transcript is spliced from 23 exons. Gene Ontology annotation, cellular component: plasma membrane. The record is from RefSeq and is a predicted model, not a curated record.
GUCGGCGCUCAGCGACGACGCUUUUGCUUCCAAUUUACAAACGAGCUCGGUAUGUUCGAGCAACGGCGCGCAAAUGAAAACGCGCGGUACUAAUGGUACUGGUGACAAAUUCUACUACGAUAAAACCUGAAGAGUCGUUGCAUUACUUAUUAUCGUAAUUGUUUUCUGUACGGUAAUGCAAUUUUUAAAAAGAAAGUGUCGGUGUCUUAUUUCUUCAAAACGUCGUCGUUUAGCGAAAUUUAUUUUUUAAAAAAGAUUAUUGUUUGUAGAAGAAAACCUCAGGUGAAACAAAAGUUUAUCGGUCGAAGAAAGCGACAAAGAAAGAAGAAAUGUGGAUUGCUCUAUAAAAAAUAAUAUAAAAUAUUUAAAAAAUAACUAAUAAAUAUAUCAUGUGAUAAAAGUGGAAUUAAGUAUUGACUUUAUUUAUUUAUUUAAAAUAUACCGGAUGUUCGACAGAUCUUGUGAUGUUUAUUUUGUUUCAUAGACGAAUUUUACAAAAUUUUCCUACUUAGCUUAAAGGAAAUUUAUAAUAUGAAAAGGAAGCUGUUGUAAAAGAUCCUAUUUGAUAAAUUAUUCAAUGAGAUCUCUUAUACAAUAAAUCUACUCUUAUUACGUGAAGAAAAAGACAAUUUUUUAAAUAAAAAAAUGUUAACAAUAAGCAGUGGGUCAAGACAACAUAAGGCUUUGUAAGGCUCAUCCGAGGAUCUAGUUAACGGGUGCGGCAUUUAUAUGGCAGUGACGAAGAGGUGUCUGUCAACGUGUUGAUGGUAACAGGUUCAGAUUAGUCUCUAGAACUAUUUGUAAAUGCUCCAUCUGCCACUGAAGCCUAACAUCAUCAAUUAAGAUCAUCAAAAUAUUUUCAAGACAAAAAUGUAUCAAAGUGACAAAUCUCAUAAUACGUUGGACAGUCGAUAUACAAAAGAAAAAAUAAAUUGACGAAACGCAAUAAAAAAUCAUUAAAUAAAAAAAGAGAUAUAUUUUUAUCUUUCACAUGAAUAUUUAAAGCUAUUUUACUCAGCGAAAAUUAAAGAGGAUUUGGAUUACGAAUCCCUCAUCACAAGAGUCAUGAAAAUCUUCAAAAGCGUCGGAUUCCACGCACAUACUCAUACAUACAUGAAAAUAGUUAUUGAGAUAAAUAAAACAACUAUAGAAAAAUAACAAAUAAAUAAUGAUUUGAAAAAAAAAAAAAAUUUAAAGUAGAAUUAUUUAUUUUCAAAUGACCAAAUAUCGCUCAUACAGCGAAAUGAAUAGCAUACACAAGUAUUACAAAAUAGUUAAAGGGAAUUUAUUCAAUUAUAUAAUUACCUAUAAAUAAAUAAAUAAGUGGAGGUUUAAUUAUAUUAACAUUGAACGCUGGUUGGCGGGUCCAAAAACGUAGGAUUAUACAAAUAAAUCGUGAGCGCGAGCGAAGCAACGUGCAAAUAUUAGGCUUUAACGUUUGUUAUCAACUAUAAAAUGGUCCAAUGGAAAAAUUAGUAAUUGAGGUCCAAAUUUUAGUGUCUUAGUCCUGAUAUAUUUGUGUAACUUUGAUGUAUUUUUUAUGAGUGUUUACUUGCCUCGCACAAUUUGACAGAAUACAACAGUGCGUGUUAAAUAAAUCAAUACUCAUAAAAUAUUUAAUCUAACAAAGAAGAUAAAAUAUAAUUUAAUACUACAUCUAAUAAUUCGGUGUGGAGUAAUUAAUCUAAAGUUCAAAUAUCAUUUAAUAUAUAAAUUUAUUUAUUUCUGUUUUUAUAUGAAACAUGAGUGGGAAACAUGAUUGAUAUCUGUCACGUGAAAUGGUGAACACUAAUCAGAUAAUUACUACUGACACAUAGUACAGGUGUAUUGUACCACAACGCCUUUAUCGACAGUUAUACAAUGUUGUAAUCACUGUAGGAACCAUAGCAAUGGCGAGUUCUAGUAGAUACAGCAGCUACAAUUGUCUUACUAGUUGGGAUAGCUACGAUAGGAUUCCAAGAGUUCGUGUUGAGUACUACGUAAAUGAAAAUACCUUCAAGGAACGCCUUCAGUUGUACUUUAUAAAAAACCAACGCUCAAGUUUGAGAAUACGAGUGGCUAACCUUUUCUUUAAACUUCUAACAUGUUUCCUUUAUAUAUUCAGAGUCAUUACAGACAACGUUCCUACAUUUGCAUCAUGCUACGGUUGUACACCAGGAAACAAAUCAGACAUUAUAGCAUCCCAAAUGCUGACAGAAGAAGAGUUUCAAGAGCAUUCAACUAUCAACUGGGACGCAAUUUUGUGGGUAAGGCGACCUGUAGAAUUGUGGGUGAUUCAAGUGAUCUUGGCAAUAGUAUCUUUGACAGAAGCACUUCUUCUCGCCUAUCUCGGUUACAAGGGUAAUGUAUGGCAGCAGUUACUUUCGUUCCAUUUUAUUCUGGAGUUGGUGAACACAAUACCAUUUGCAAUCACUAUUCUCUUCCCACCAAUGAGAAAUUUAUUCAUCCCAGUAUUUCUUAACUGUUGGCUGGCUAAGCACUCUCUGGAAAAUAUGUUCAAUGAUUUACACAGAGCAAUGCAAAGGUCUCAGUCGGCCUUAAGUCAGCAGCUAAUGAUUCUUAGUGUCACGUUAUUGUGCCUUGUUUUCACGAGUGUAUGUGGGAUUCAACACUUCCAGAGAGCAGGUCACAGACAGUUGAAUUUAUUUCAAAGCACGUACUUUGUGGUAGUAACAUUCUCUACUGUAGGAUAUGGAGACUUCGUGCCAGACAUUUGGCCUUCACAGCUUUAUAUGGUUUGCAUGAUAUGCGUCGCACUAUUAGUUCUACCGACUCAGUUCGAGCAAUUGGCUUUCACGUGGAUGGAACGGCAAAAACUUGGAGGAUCGUAUUCUUCGCAUCGAGCACAAAAUGAAAAGCACGUGGUAGUAUGCAGCACAACUUUACAAGCAGAUACGAUAAUGGACUUCUUGAAUGAGUUUUACGCGCAUCCAUUGCUUCAAGAUUAUUAUGUUGUGUUGUUAUCUCCAAUGGAAUUGGAUACCACCAUGAGGAUGAUACUUCAAGUUCCUAUUUGGGCUCAACGAGUUAUUUACAUACAAGGUUCAUGCUUAAAGGAUGGUGAUCUUGUUAGAGCACGAAUGAAUGAUGCUGAAGCAUGUUUCGUGCUUGCAGCAAGAAAUUAUGCUGACAAAACUGCCGCGGAUGAGCAUACGAUUUUACGAUCAUGGGCUGUCAAGGAUUAUGCACCAAAUGUACCCCAAUAUGUUCAGAUCUUCCGUCCGGAAAAUAAACUCCACGUGAAAUUUGCUGAGCAUGUUGUGUGCGAGGAUGAAUUAAAAUAUGCUAUUUUAGCGAAUAAUUGUACUUGUCCUGGUGCAUCAACGUUGGUGACAUUGUUACUCCACACAUCAAGGGGACAAGAGGGACAACAGUCACAGGAAGAAUGGCACCGACUUUAUGGAAAGUGUUCAGGCAACGAGAUUUAUCAUAUAACUCUAGGAGAUUCACGAUUCUUUGGUGAAUAUGAAGGUAAAUCUUUUACCUACGCGUCAUUUCACAGUCACCGGAAGUACGGUGUUGCCCUAGUAGCAGUAAGACCAGCAGAGUUACCAGAAUUUUACGAGGACACUAUUCUCUUGAAUCCUGGGCCAAGACACAUUAUGAAAAAAACAGACACGUGUUACUACAUGAGUAUAACAAAGGAAGAAAAUUCAGCAUUCGUAGUGGCAAAUAAUCAGACUGGAGGAGGCACCGAGCCGUCGCAGGUGGUAGUAGAGACGAAGAGUGAUGGUUCUGCUACGACAGGCGGUGGUAUUGGUAGUGGCGGUGCAUCAGGAAUAACAACAACAUCAACGUCUAUUACACCUACAACGACAUUGUCAGCGAGCGUAACAGCAGCAGCAGGAGGGAACGGUACAGCAAUUGGCAUUGGUGUGGCUCAGCACCGGAGAUGUUCGAAUGAUUUUAAAGUGUCGUGUAAUGCGGCACGUGCUGAGGAUGGUGAGCCGGUGUCACCGGGGAAGCCACGUAUCCACGUGCCUUUACCCGGAGCACCACCACCUCCUCAAGUUAUUUUGCAGGUUCUCCCUAGCACGACCACACUCCAACAUCACAACCUACUCGCAUCCGAUGUUCACCCUACGUACUUGGACCCAGCGAAUUUGACGGAUUCUAGACAAUGUUUGCGAGAAGCAGGAUCAACUCCACAAACUCCAAUCACUGGAAAUCACCUCGACGUGCCUCGUCCAAUGGACCCAAAUCUCAAUCUCUUAAGUCCUGAAAUAUUAAUGCAGAGAAGAGGUAGUAGAAGACCAAGUAUUCUUCCGGUUCCUGAUAUGCUGACUAGUUCAACACUUCAUCUUCCGGGUCAAGAGUCUCUAGAUCAUGAAGGAGAUGAAUCUGAGGAUGAAAUGGAUGACGAUGUAUCCUGGAGAUCACCUAGUGAAAAAAUUGCCUUUAAGGGGAUUGUAAAAGGGUUUCCCCCAGUUUCACCGUUUAUUGGAGUUUCGCCAACUUUAUGCUAUCUUUUAAAAGAAAAAAAACCAUUAUGUUGUCUUCAAUUAGCUCAGGUUUGUGAACAUUGUACUUAUCGUAAUGCACGAGAGUAUAAUUGGCAAAACAAAACAAUAAUUCUAGCGGCGGAUUAUGCAAGUAAUGGAAUUUAUAACUUCAUUAUUCCACUAAGAGCACAUUUUCGAUCAAAAACUUCAUUGAACCCGAUCAUCCUUCUAUUGGAGAAAAGACCGGUAAUUGCCUUUCUCGAUGCUAUCUCCUAUUUUCCUUUAGUUUAUUGGAUGCUUGGGUCGAUUGACUGUUUGGACGAUUUACUACGAGCUGGUAUUACACUUGCCGAAAAUGUCGUAGUUGUCAACAAAGAGCUUAAUAAUUCAGCUGAAGAAGACACUUUGGCUGACUGCAAUACUAUUGUUGCUGUGCAAACAAUGUUCAAGUUCUUUCCAAGUAUAAAGAGCAUUACUGAGUUAUCUCAAUCCAGCAAUAUGAGAUUUAUGCAAUUUCGAGCACAUGACAAAUACGCCCUUCAUCUCAGCAAAAUGGAAAAGGUACUCCUCAGAGCUUCUUCAAGUGACAACUACCCCGCUGAGCCUUCACUGGGCUCCCCGAGAGAAAAGGAGAGAGGAUCACACAUAUCGUACAUGUUCCGGCUACCAUUUGCUGCGGGCAGUGUGUUCAGUGCAUCAAUGUUGGACACUCUUCUAUAUCAAGCUUUUGUUAAAGAUUAUGUAAUAACAUUCGUCAGACUAUUGCUUGGAGUUGAUCAAGCUCCUGGCUCAGGAUUUUUGACUUCGAUGCAAAUAACGAAGGAAGACAUGUGGAUAAGAACGUAUGGAAGACUUUAUCAGAAGUUGUGUUCUACGACUUACGAAAUUCCAAUCGGUAUCUACCGGACACAGGACACGAGUCUAGCAGACACAUCGAACGGUGACUCUGAUGCUGAGAGCGAUACUGGUGUAGGGAGAAUUUACAAGAUACGUCGCUCUGCAGCAGCUUCUUGCCUAGCUAAUUGUGGAAGUCGAGAAAAAGGCACAUCAUCAUAUUCUGUGAGUCUUGCUGAUGAAGCUCGAGACAAUCAUGCUCAGCAGAUCGAGCGUGCUGAAAUCGCAAAUUUGGUACGAUCUAGAAUGGAGUCGUUAAAUCUUCCGAUUGCUGAUUAUGAUGAUGUUUCUGAGAAGAGAAACAGCUUAUCUUAUGUGAUAAUCAAUCCAAGCUGUGAUUUAAAAUUAGAGGAAGGAGACAUUGUUUAUCUAGUCCGACCUAGUCCAUUUUCUGCUCAGAAGACAUUCGAGCGACAUAAUUCUAGAAGAAAAAGCAACAUUAGUUUCUGUUCAGCUCAGUUAGUAGCACAAAUGAGCGCAGCAGUUCAGUCAGGUGCCACAAGUCGCCGGGGAUCGGGAAUUGGAUUGGGUAGGGCACCACCACUCAGUAGCACCAAGUCAAACUCACUCUCGUUACCGGACAGUCCCACCGUAGCCGGUAGUCUUCGCGGCCGUUCGAAUUCGUUACGCGUGGUAGAUGACAUCCUCCUAAGGCGAAGUAAUUCCCUUCGACAAGGAUUAACCACGCGACGAAAGAGCAGCCUGGAGGAUAUCGGCCUCGGUGCGUUGUCCCACCCAUCGAAUCAUAAUCCUAUUAAAAUUGCUUUGAAUGGGUCAAUCGGGUUGGAGGUUACGCCACCAGAAGAAGGAACACCAGUUGGUGGUGCGAGUAAUACUGGUAUUCUUGAUGUUGGCCUACCCUCCAUGCCGUCGUUGAGUCCUGGCCUCGGCGCUUCCCUUGGUGGUGGACCUCUCGGUGCUGGUCUCGGAGGUUCUCUUGGUGGUUUAUAUGAUCCUCCAUCUCUUCAAGGUUCUAAAGGCCUUGGAGCAUUUUCAUCACAACAAUCACAAGGUAUACCACCUGGUACGCAAGAUCCUCAACAUAUUCAGGGAACAAUCGUAUGAUAUAACCUUAUGUGGGGACGCAGACUUUCUAAUGUAAGAAUAAUAGGAAAAAAUAAACGAGUGUAGCGUUCCCACACAGAGUUAUUAGAUUCUAGAUUAAGGGUCAAGUAUUCCAGGUUGCAUUUUUUUUUUUAAUGUUUACGCAGUAAAAAAUUAUUCGUAUUUAAAUUGAUUUUUAUAAAUAUAUUAAUUUAAGAAAUGAUCCGGAAGA